AUGUCAUCUUAUCAAGCCCUAAAGGCUGAGGACCUUACAGCAUGGUCAGGGCUAGCUUGGUUUUGGAGAAUCAACAGUGCAGAGGACAACCAGAAGAGCGAGUGGAUGAAUGAAUUUUAUCGAGUCAAUUGGUUGAAAGCAAAAGUACGAUAUGACCGUUGGAGUGAAGAGCUGAAGUUGGUACAGCAUGAAAUGUGUUGGACAGUAUGGUGGUUUCAGAAGCAGGAGUUGGAGUGGAGAGCAAGGGCAGAUGAAAGCAUCAAGAAUGGGCAUAGGGCAUAUACUAAAAAGCAGGCUUCCAUGUGGGCUGAGUUUGUAGCUGAGGGUAUGAAGAGUUUUUAA
This is a messenger RNA of Suillus fuscotomentosus, 342 nucleotides long. RefSeq lists its product as uncharacterized. NCBI's taxonomy places the organism in Eukaryota, Fungi, Basidiomycota, Agaricomycetes, Boletales, Suillaceae. The coding region runs from base 1 to 342 and encodes 113 amino acids. The record is from RefSeq and is a predicted model, not a curated record. The transcript has 3 exons.